This is a messenger RNA of Amoebophrya sp. A25, 227 nucleotides long. Lineage: Eukaryota; Dinophyceae; Syndiniales; Amoebophryaceae. The record is from the annotation of a GenBank genome assembly.
AUCAAGUGGAGGCUGCGCUGCUACUGAUACAACACUUAACUGUCUCGCCGCUGCGUCCUCUGUCUCAGGUGGUUCUAGUCUUUGUCAUGUCCCGAGAACGAGUAAUUCUGGUAAUUGGCGGGGGUUCCUAUCUCGGAGUGAACAAAUACGAAGCACUCGUAGUAGUUUUGGGAAUGAUGGGAGUAAACCCGAACGUAGUAGCGGUACGAGUUCCGCUGGUAACGGAG